ACUCCAAAAGCUGACAUGUGCUCGAAGCUCGGGAUGGAUCUGAAGCGAACGAUGCUGCUGCGACUUGCCCGACGGGAUCCUAAGCUGCAUCCUGAUGAUCCAGCCAAGAGAGAGGCUAUCUAUAAUAAAUACAAGGAGUUUGUGAUCCCAGAAGAGGAAGCUGAGUGGGUGGGCUUGAGUUUAGAAGAAGCGAUAGAAAAACAGAGGCUCCUAGAAAAAAAGGACCCUGUCCCACUCUUUAAGGUGUACGCUGAAGAGCUUGUCAACCAACUGAAAGAACAGGCAGUACAGAAGCAGUAG
Molecule: messenger RNA, 300 nt
Organism: Apaloderma vittatum (bar-tailed trogon)
Lineage: Eukaryota; Metazoa; Chordata; Aves; Trogoniformes; Trogonidae
Gene: MRPL28
Product: mitochondrial ribosomal protein L28
Exons: 3
Cellular component (GO): mitochondrial large ribosomal subunit
Molecular function (GO): structural constituent of ribosome
Source: RefSeq, a predicted model, not a curated record